AUGUUGCCUCCAAACAAGGCCCAGGUGUUGCUACAGAACACAGCGUCCCCUGGGCGGCCCCCUCAGGGCCCCUCACAAACUGCAGACUCCCUUUUCUAUAACCUACAACCUCAGCCUUGCCAACAAUCACUCCGCUCCACCCGGCCAUCUUGCUCUCCUCCCCCACGGUCCCACUCUGCGGGCUCCCAUCUCUACUCUUCUGACUCAAAUUCGGACUUUGUCUUACAUCCCUACUCUUCUUCUCUCUCAAAUUCCCCCACUUUCUUUCAUCAGAAUUGCCUCUCUCUCUCCCCUCCCUGUUCUUCCUCGCCUUCCCGCCAGCUAUACCCCUCUGCUACCCUCACUCACUCCUCGCCCUCUCAGCCACAGAACUCCUCUUUCCCCCGCUCACCUUGCCAGUCGCCUUUCCACCUCGAAGAUCUACCUACCUCCACUCUCACGUCCCCGAGCCCCAGCCCACCUUCUCGUGGGGUCCACUCUAACAGCCAGGCAUGGCACUCGCAUCAGUACAGGAACACCAGGUCCCCUGGGGUGGAGGGGGCAUGCAUGGCAAGCGGGAAGGACCCUGCAGAGUUCAAGGACCCAGGAGCCCUGGCCCAAGCCCUGGUGCUCCAUCUGGGGCACCGUCGUAUCGCCCACGACUUGCAGCUACUGCUUUUGCAGCGCCUGUGGCUAGGCCAAACCGACAAGGCCCCUGUCGUGGAGUACCCUGUAUGCCUGGUGUGUCUCCAGCUCCGCACCCCCUCUUGCCCCAUCCCCAGAUACAGGACUGGACCCAGGCUGCUUGCUUUCCCCCAGCUGCUGCCCUGUGCCCAGGGCAAGAAAUCCGGACCGCUCCGCAUGGGCAUUGGCUUUGGCCUCCGCCUGCCUCAGGGCCAGGCCAAGGCUCUGCAUCUGCUGUCAAAAAGAAGGCCGGAGGAAGCAGGGCUUCAGGCCAAGGCUGCUCAGGCCAGUGGGUGUCAAGCCCAGGUAGCUCAAGCCCCAGCAGCUCCGGCCCAGGCAGAUCUAGGGCCAGGCAUCCUCUCCCAGAACGGGAGCCUCAGGUCUGUAGGCUGCCAGUCACUAAACUCCACAAGCCAUUCAGGGUCUCUAACUCAGGCACUAAAACAGGCUACGGUCCGCUCGAAGCCCAGGCCUUCCUCUGCCCCAAAGAGACCUGCCUCUCCAGGGCCCAUUCCCCAAAAGUCACCACUCUAG
Messenger RNA from Budorcas taxicolor (takin), 1197 nucleotides. It is a transcript of the gene PRR30, whose product is annotated as proline rich 30. The coding region runs from base 1 to 1197 and encodes 398 amino acids. The transcript has a single exon. The record is from RefSeq and is a predicted model, not a curated record. NCBI's taxonomy places the organism in Eukaryota, Metazoa, Chordata, Mammalia, Artiodactyla, Bovidae.